Molecule: messenger RNA, 2122 nt
Organism: Momordica charantia (bitter melon)
Lineage: Eukaryota; Viridiplantae; Streptophyta; Magnoliopsida; Cucurbitales; Cucurbitaceae
Product: E3 ubiquitin-protein ligase RGLG2
Biological process (GO): protein ubiquitination
Cellular component (GO): nucleus
Molecular function (GO): ubiquitin-protein transferase activity
Source: RefSeq, a predicted model, not a curated record
UAAUAAGAGACGUGCCAUUGUAUUUAAUAGACAUGACAACACUAAAUAUUUUAUAAUUAAAACCUAAUCCAGAUCAAUAAAGAAGAUUCAGUCGUUCGAUUCCGAAUUGGGAAUCCGAUAAAAUUUUCAUUUUCGUUCUUCAAAGUCUUCGAAACCCACUAAUUCCAACCAAUUUUUCUGCAUUGCUUCGCUGCGAAACUUCAAAUUUCUGCCUAAUCAAGGAAUCGUUUUACCGGAAUAACAAACUCCAGAUUCCCGUUCGAAGAAGUCAAAAAUCUGAUCCACUUUACAGUUUUCCUUUUCCUCUUUUCGCUGAAUGAUUUGAUUUUAUUGUCUUCGUUCUGCAUUCCAUCUUUGAAGUGGAGUGACUUUCGUCAAUUGCGCAAAGGGCAAGCAAAUUUAGGAACGCCAGGCGACGACAAGAAGAGUUUCUUAGGAGUUUGGAAGAAUUUGAUAAAAGAGUUUUGGAUUGAUGGGGGCUGGAAAUUCAAAGGAGGAACCGUCAGUUCGUUCUGUUUCGUCGUCGUGGAGUGGUGCAUAUCCUCAAUCCCCAUAUCCUCAGGAAGCAUAUCCAUACGUUCAGGGAAGCCAGAGUUAUGUUCCGCAGCAAUCAUAUUCCGCACAGCCAUAUUACCCUCCUCCUGAAAACCAUUAUGGUGGUGCCGAUAAUGGAAAAAAGUUCGAGAGGCGAUACUCGAGGAUUGCUGAUAAUUACAAAUCCUUGGAGGAGGUAACACAAGCUCUUGCUCGUGCCGGGCUUGAGUCGUCCAAUCUCAUUAUUGGAAUCGAUUUCACAAAGAGCAAUGAGUGGACAGGCGCGAGUUCAUUCAACAAACGAAGCCUUCAUGACAUCCGAAAUGGCCCUAAUCCCUAUGAACAAGCCAUAUCCAUUGUUGGAAAAACAAUGUCCGCUUUUGAUGACGAUAAUUUGAUUCCAUGCUUCGGAUUUGGAGAUGCAUCUACACAUGAUCAAGAUGUCUUCAGUUUCUAUCCAGAUGAUAGAUUUUGUAACGGAUUUGAGGACGUGUUGAGUCGUUAUAGGGAAAUUGUUCCCCAUCUACGUCUUGCAGGACCGACUUCAUUUGCACCGGUUAUUGAGAUGGCAACGACAAUUGUGGAGCAGAGUGGCGGCCAAUAUCACGUUCUGUUGAUAAUUGCUGAUGGGCAGGUGACGAGAAGUGUGGACACUGAACGUGGAAGGCUAAGUCCACAAGAACAGAAAACUGUUGACGCCAUCGUGGCAGCAAGCAAUUUCCCUCUUUCAAUUAUUUUAGUCGGGGUUGGGGAUGGACCGUGGGAUACAAUGAAAGAAUUCGAUGACAAUAUCCCCGCCCGUGCCUUCGAUAAUUUUCAGUUUGUGAAUUUUACUGCGAUUAUGUCGAAGGACGUUCCCCAGUCUCGGAAGGAGACGGAAUUUGCGCUUUCAGCUCUGAUGGAGAUUCCUUCUCAAUAUAAAGCUACCAUGGAACUUAAUCUACUGGGGUCUCGAAAAGGCAAUGCUCCCCAGAGGAUUCCACUUCCUCCACCUGUUGCAGCAUCUUUCAGCAGUCCAAAACCUCCUCAAUCCUUCAAUUAUCAGCCAAGUGUGCCUCCAUAUCCUCUCAAUACUAAUCCGAUCGAAACCACUCCAUAUCCUCCGCAUACUAAUCCAAUCGAAACCGUUCGUUCAAUUGAUAUUUCAUCCUACGAUGACAAGUUGUGCGGCAUUUGCCUUAGUAACCCAAAGGACUUGGCAUUUGGUUGUGGACAUCAGACGUGCGGCGAAUGUGGACAGGAUCUUCAAACAUGCCCAUUCUGUCGAAAUCCUAUCCACACACGGUUGAAGCUCUACUGAUCAGAUCUCAACUAGGCUGAAAGAAUCGCCCAGGUUCGUGAUAAAGUACAGAUACGAUGCCUCGAUAUCAAACGAUAGAAAGCAAGCAAUGGAUGUAGAUAUGAAUCAUUUGAUUCUUAAUUCUUUUUUUUUAUCACUGAAUAAUGCUACCAAAAAAGUUUGAUGAUUUGUGAGUUUUUUUUGGUCCAGUAGCCAUAGCCAGGCCUCCAUUACACUAUACUUUAUGUACAAAAUGAAAGUGGGUAUUGUAAAUGAAAAUUGGCCACUGGACUUGAUUCAUGAUUCUUA